Engraulis encrasicolus (European anchovy) is the source of this 21682-nucleotide messenger RNA. RefSeq names its product obscurin, cytoskeletal calmodulin and titin-interacting RhoGEF a (gene obscna). NCBI's taxonomy places the organism in Eukaryota, Metazoa, Chordata, Actinopteri, Clupeiformes, Engraulidae. Gene Ontology annotation, molecular function: ATP binding; guanyl-nucleotide exchange factor activity; protein binding. The transcript is spliced from 76 exons. The record is from RefSeq and is a predicted model, not a curated record. Gene Ontology annotation, biological process: protein phosphorylation. The coding region runs from base 452 to 20449 and encodes 6665 amino acids.
CUAUCUUUGUGUAGUAGAAUGACACCAGCUAUUUUAGAGAAGAGUGUAUGAGGGGAGAUAUGUCAGCUGUUCCGCAUUAGGCUUAACCAAAGCGGGAGGGAAAAAAAUUGAGGCACACCGCGCAUCCACUAAAGGGGAACAGGGGGGUAGCACACUGACCUGGGCAUACAACAAACUCCCUCGCCAGACUUUUUCUUGUUAAUCUUUUGGGGAUUUACUUGAGGGAAGACAAAAAAGGACGAUAAAUCUUCAUGGCACCUGAGAGUUUUCGCCAAGUUCCCUCUUUUUACUGAAAUGCAUCUUUUUUUGUCUUCCAUUCUGAGAGAGGAAGAGAAUCACAGUCCCCCAUGUUCCAGCUGGCAACGCUGAAGGUUGAUCUGAGGAGCACCCCUUUCAUGGUUAAGGUCCACCCACUGCCCACCUUGAAGGAUUGAGAUCAACAACGCUCAAUAUGGCAUUGAAAGUAGAGAUUGUGAAAGGUCUUGAGGACGUGGAGCUUCUAGAGACGGAGUCUUGUUCACUGGAGGUGACUCUCAGUCGAGCGUUUGUGGACGGCUUCUGGGCCAAGGAUGGCACACGACUUAAAUCCAAGCCUAGCUGUCGGAUUGGAGCCCAGGGGAAGAAACACGUCUUGACCCUUCCCCGGAUCUCGCUGGGAGAUGCUGGUGUGUUCUCCUUCCAGUCUGAGGGCGUUGAGACAUCGGCUCGCCUUGUAGUCAGAGCCAGGGACAUCAGAAUACUGAGGGGCCUGUUCGAUGAAGACGUAACUGAGAGAGAAAGCGUUUCCUUUACAUGCGAAGUCAACCUGGAGGAUGUAGAUGGACAGUGGUACAUCAACAGCAGCAGGCUAAAGCCAGGGGACAAUGUCAAAAUCAAACAUGAAGGCAAAAAACACACACUCACCAUUAGGUCAGUUAAAGCAGAGCAUGCAGGAGAAAUAAAGUUUUCUGCAGAAAGAGUAUCUUCAACUGCCACAUUAAGUGUAGAAGAGCUCCCAGUUCAGAUCACUAAGCCCCUGAAAGUGAAGAUUGCCAUGUACAAGCACCGCGGCCUGCUGGAGUGCCAGGUGUCCCGCCCCAGUGCCCAGGUCAAGUGGUACAAGAACCGCCGUGAGAUCGUCCCCAGCAGGAAGUUUCAGGUGGUCAGCGAUGACGUGUACAGGCAGCUCGUCAUCGAGGAUGUGGCCUCCUCGGACGAGGACACCUACACCUGUGACGCGGGUGAUGACAAGACGUCGUGCCAGCUGCUGGUCGAGGAGCAGGCCAUCAGCAUAGUGCGAGGGCUCACCUCGGUUGUGGUGACCGAGCCGUCCGAGGCCCAGUUCUGCGUGGAGACCAGCAUCAAGUCGGUGCGGCCCCCGAAGUGGACCCUGAGCGGGCAGGUUCUGGUGGACAGCCAGGAGGUCCAGAUCGAGAAGGAGGGCACCGUGCACUGGCUCACCUUCCUCACCACCGACAGCACCAUGUCCGGGCCUGUGCAGUUCACCUUCGGCAAGAGUAAAUCCACAGCACAGCUAACUGUCAAAGAGCGCCGAUUGACUGUUGUUCAGCCAUUGGAGGACAUCACAACCAAGGACCAGGCAGGCACAGUCACGCUCAGCUGCACCUUUUGUCCUUCCCCUCGUCUGGUGCGCUGGUUCCAAGGAAAGAGCCUGCUGAUAGACUCGGAUAAAUUCAGCAUGAAACGACAGAAAAACCGGGUCGAGCUCACCAUCAACAACCUGAGAGGAGCGGACUCUGGAGAGUACACGUGUCAGGCGGGAGGAACAGAAACCAAGAGCAUUCUCAAAGUAGAGGUCUACAGACUGAAGAUAGUGAAGCACCUGCAGCCUGUGGAGGUGGAAGAAGACGGCUCUGCCACUUUCACCUGUGAGCUCAACCAAGAGGUGUUCAGUGUUCAGUGGUUUCUCGGUGACAAGAUGCUUCACACCAACAACGUCCACCGGAUGAACAGCCAGGGCAAGACCCACACACUCACCCUCAAGAGACUGUCGCCACAACAGACACGGGUGACCUUUAAAUCCACGGGGGUCAGCGAAUCAGUCAUGCUGAAAGUCCGAGAGAGGCCAGCCGUGUUCAUUAGGUCUUUGGAGAACAUGUCGGGUGAGGAGAGGGCAGACAUCUGCCUGCAGUGCGAAGCCUCCAAGCUCAACGUGGACGCCACCUGGAAGAGAGAUGACGUCAUCCUGGGCGCCAAUGAGAAGUAUGAGAUCCUUCAGUCCGGCAGGUCUUUGGCCCUGGUCAUUCACAAUCUGUGCAAGGAUGAUGCAGGGGAGUACAUCUGCGACCUGGGCACCAGCCAGACGAAAGCCACAGUUACAGUCCAUGACCUCCACAUAACCAUAGCCAAGCGGCUGAAGACGACGGCGGUCUUCGAGGGGGACAACUGCAGCUUUGAGUGCGUGCUGUCUCAUGAGCUCCUGGAGGCCGCCACCUGGUUCCUCAAAGACCAGUUGGUGGAAACCAACGGCAGGAUGGUGCUCUCCAGCAACGGCCGCAGGCACAAGAUGAACAUCCAGGAGGCCAUCCUCUCCGACGCCGGAGACGUCCUCUUCUCCAUCAAAGACCUCAGCUGCAAGACCAUGCUCUUUGUCAAAGAGAGGCCAGUGAGGGUGUUCAGGGACAUGCUGAACGUGCAGGUGACCCCGGGAGAGGACGCCGUGCUGAGCUGUGAGAUCACCAAGCCCGAGGCCGCAAUCAGGUGGCUGAGGAACGGGCACCUGAUAAGAGAAAGCCCCAAAUACGAGAUCUCGCAGAAGGAUUACCUGGUGAAGCUCAUCAUUCGCAAUGCUACCACCAUGGACGCUGGAGAGUACUGCUGCGAGGCGGAUGGCAUUGCCACACGGGCCAAGUUGGCAGUCAGAGAUCUUCAGCACGUGUUUGCGAAGGACCUCCGCGACACGCGUGCAGAGGAGAAGAGCAUGGUGGUUCUGGAGUGCGAGACCAAACAGAAGGCCAAGAAGGUGACCUGGAUGAAGGGCCUGGUGGUGAUCAGCAGCGGCAGCAAGUACCUGAUGAAGCAGAAGGGCGUGUUCCUGUCGCUCACCAUCUUCAACCUGGAGAGGAGCGACGGAGACGUCUACACCUGCGACGUCGGCACCAUGCAGUCCAAGGCACUGCUCACCAUCCAUGGUCGUAAGGUGCUGAUCCUGGACGAGCUGGAGGACGUGGAGUGCCUGGAGGGGGACACGGCGAUGUUCCGCUGCCAUAUCUGCCCCAGCGACUUCAUCGAGGUCAAGUGGUACCUGGACGAGACGCAGCUCUACACCAACGACCUGAACGAGAUCCAGGUGAUGGUGGGGGGCUACCACUCGCUCACCAUCAAGCGGCUCGCCAGGAAAGACUCGGGAACCGUCUCGUUUGUGGCCGGAGACAAGCGGUCGUACGCCUCGCUGCUGGUCCGAGAGAGGCGUCCCACCAUUAUCAAGCCCUUGGAGGACGUGGAGGCGAUCGAGGGUGGUGGCCUGGUGCUGUCGUGCCGAACCUCCAAGCCCUGCCACAUCCUGUGGUACAAGGACGGCUGCCUGGUGUGGAACUCUUCCCGCUUGUGGACCAAUCGCUCGGGGAACGAGGCCAAGCUCACCAUCCGCGAGGUGAACGACAGCGAUGAGGGCGUGUACGAAUGCGAUGCUGGAUCAGUCAGCACCAAAGCCAUGGUCACAGUUAAAGCUGUGGCUGCUGAGUUUACGCGUAAGCUGGAGGAUCUGGAGGGCAAGGAGGGCCAGAGUGUUACCCUGGUCUGUGACUUCUCCCUGCCUGGCAUCGCCUUCAUCUGGCGGAGGGGCCACGAGUCACUCAGGGCAGGGGAGAAGUACCAGAUGAAGCAGAAGAAGUUCACCAUCAUGCUCACCAUCAACAACCUCAAGUCUCAGGACAGCGGAGAUUACAGUUGUGUCUGCCGCAACCAGAAGACCACCGCCACCCUGAAAGUCAACGCCAUUCCGAUAUCGUUCAGACGAGAGCUUCGUAACCAGGAGGUGGAAGAGGGCCGCAGCGUGACUCUGCGCUGUGAGCUGUCCCGGCCUGGGGCCGCGUUCGAGUGGAGGAGGGGGGCCGAGACGCUGAGCAGCGGCGGCCUCUUCCAGAUCAGCCAGAGGGAGCAGGUGGUGGAGCUACUCAUCAAGAGGACACACCUAGAGCACAGCGGUGUCUACAGCUGCGUAUGCGGAGACCACCAGACCACGGCCACACUCAAGGUCAACGCCCAGCCGGUGACCUUUAGGCAGAAGUUGCGCAGCGUGACAGUGGAGGAGGGUAGCGUGGUGAGCCUGCGCUGUGAGCUGUCCAAGGCUGGCGCCUCGGUGGAGUGGAGGAGAGGGGACGAGCUCCUCAGCCCAGAUGACAAGUACCAGAUGAAGCAGAGGGACAUCGUGGUGGAGCUGAAGAUCCUGGAUGCCACCGUCCUGGACAGCGGGCUGUACAGCUGCAUCUGUGGCUAUCAGAGGACCACGGCGACUCUCACAGUGAAUAUUAUUCAGGUGACCUUUAAGGAGAAACUCAAGGACCAAGUGAUUGAGGAGGGCAACAAUUUGACGCUGCGUUGCGAGCUCUCCAAGGCCGGGGUUCCCGUGGAGUGGCGGAGGAAUGGGGAGCUGAUCGAGGCCGGGGAGAAGUUCCAGAUGAGACUAAGGCAGGCCACGGCCGAACUCUUCAUCUUCGAGGCCCUGCCCGAAGACAGCGGUGUCUACAGCUGCGUCUACGCAGACCAGAAGACAAAGGCCACCAUCAAAGUCACGAGUGUCCCUGCUACGUUCAUCCAGCCUCUGAGAAGCCAGGAGGUCUUGGAGGGAGGCGAGGUGGUCUUGCGCUGUGAGGUCUCCAAAGCUGGAGUCCCAGUGGACUGGUACAAGGAGAAGACGGUGCUCCUGCCCGGACCCAACUACCAGAUGAAACACGAGGGGAGGUUUGCUGAGCUGCACAUUACAAACCUACAGCCCGAAGAUAGUGGGCCCUUCAGCUGCAUGACAGGAGGACAUAAGACCACAGCUGAAGUCAAAGUGAAUGCCCUUCCUGUGACGUUCAAGCGAGAACCCCAGGAUGUGUCCGCUAAAGAAGGGGACAGUGCCGUGUUCAUCUGUGAGCUCUCCAAACCGGGAGCACCGGUGGAAUGGAGACGAGGGAGGCAGAUCUUGAAGUCUGGGGAGAAGUACGAGAUCAGGCAGGAGGCCAAGCACAACAAGCUGGUGGUGAAGAAGGUGGAGGAGAGCGAUGCAGGCAGAUACAUCUGCAAGACAAAAGAUGUACAGGCUGGAGCUGAGCUGAACGUGAAGGCCCUUCCUCCUACCUUCCUGAAGGAGCUGAAGAACAUGGAGGCGGAGGAGGGCAACAGUGUGACGCUGCGCUGCGAGCUGUCCAAGCCCGGCAUCUCGGUGGAGUGGCGUAAAGCAGCCGAGCUGCUGCGCACCGGAGACAAGUAUCAGACCAGGCAGAGGGACUGCGUGGUGGAGCUGGUCAUCAGAAAGGCCCUACCGGAAGACAGUGGCGUCUACUCCUGCGUCUGCAAGGAUCAAAAGACCGCAGCCAUUGUCUCAAUUACUGCCACCCCUCUGACAUUCAAGCAGAAUCUGAAGAGCCAAGAGGUUGCGGAGGGGAAUACAGUGACAUUACGCUGCGAGAUGUCCAAACCUGGAAUGCUGGUGAAGUGGAAGAAGGAGAAUGAGAUGCUGGUUGCCGGGGUGAAGUACGAGAUGAAGAGAGAGGGAAAGAUAGUGGAGUUGCUCAUCAACGACGCGAGCCUUGAGGACAGUGGCGUCUACAGCUGUUCUGCAGGGGACUUGAAGACCACAGCAGAAGUCAAAGUCAGAGCUCUCCCAGUGAUCUUCAAGCAAGAGCUCCAGGACCAGACCUCGAAGGAGGGUGACAACGUGGUGCUCCGAUGUGAACUGUCUAAACCUGGGGCUCCGGUGGAGUGGAGGAAAGGGAGAGUAGUCCUGACGUCUGGAGACAAGUACGAGAUGAAGCAGGAGGGCAAGUUCACCAAGCUCGUCAUCUACAGCGUAGAGGACAUCGAUGCAGGAAAGUACACGUGCAAGAGCAAAGACUCGGAGUCAAGCGCUGAGCUCACGGUGAAAGUACCCCCUAUCACUUUCAAGAGGAAGCUAUCCAACCUGGAGCUGGAGGAGGGUAAUAGCCUCACACUGAGCUGUACGCUCUCCAAAACGGGCAUACCAGUGGAGUGGAGAAAGGGUGACGAGGUCCUCAGCCCUGGAGACACCUACCACAUCACACAGAAGGAUGCAACCAUGGAGCUCUUCAUCAAGAAGGCGCAGAAAGAAGACAGCGGCGUCUACAGCUGUGUGUGUGGAGACCUGAAGACCAAAGCCAACAUUAAAAUAUUUGCGACCCCUGUCACGUUCAAAUCAAGCCUGAAGAACCAGGAGGCUCCCGAGGGAGGAGUGGUGUUGCUGCGCUGUGAGCUGUCCAAGGCCGGCGUCGCUGUGCAGUGGUGGAAGGGAGAAGAUGAGAUCCUGUCCAGUGCCCAGUACCUGAUCAAACAGGAGGGACGAUUUGCAGAACUGCAGAUCACUAACGUGAAACCCAAAGAUGUUGGGGAGUACAGCUGUGUGAUUGGCGAACAGAGGACCACAGCUGAGGUCUAUGUCAGAGCGGCUGCUUCGGUGUACUUCGAGAAGGAAUUGCAGGAUCUGGAGGCAACUGAGGGCGAGUCCAUCAUCCUGCGUUGUGAACUCUCCAAUCCAAAUGCCCCGGUGACCUGGAAGAAAGACUCCCAAACGCUGAGCCAAGGGGCCAAGCUGACCCUGCAGCAACAGGGCAACACCCACAUACUGGAGAUACGAAGAGUGAAGCCAGAGGACACAGGCGUUUACACUUGCAACACCAGAGGCAAGAUGACCAGCGCCAAACUGAAGGUUAAGGAGAACGUCAAGAUAGUGUCAGGACUGCGGGACCUGACGGUCACCGCUGGGGAGGAUGCUCACUUCAUGUGCGAGGUGUCCCACGACGACUAUGAGGACGGAGUGUGGUGGCUGGGCUCCAGCAUGCUGCAGAAGAACCAGAUGAACCAGAUGAGCUGCCGAGGCCGAGAGCAUCACCUGGUGCUCACCAGGGCCACCACCGAGGAGGCUGGAAUAGUGGCCUUCGCCGCCGGCAGCGAGAGGACCUCGGCUCGCCUGCGUGUCAACAGCAAACCCAAAGUCUUGAUUGAGCAGAAGUUGAAAGACAUGACCGUCUUUGAGGGUAUGACGGCCACGCUAUCCUGUGUCACCUCUGACACGCGGACCCUAGUGUCCUGGAAGAAGAAGAACACAGUCUUAUUGGCGGGAGAAAAGUAUGAGCUGCGCAAGGAAGGAAAGACGAAUCUCCUGCUGAUUCACAGUGUGGAGGAGGAAGACACCGGCCUAUACACCUGUGACACUGGGGACGUGCAGUGCAGUGCUACCCUCACUAUUAAAGAGCACCCCUUACGCUUCCAGGAGGAGCUUCAGAGUCAGGAGGUUGAGGAGGGCGACACAGUCCUGCUGUGCUGUGAGCUCUCCAAAGCUGGCGUGCCGGUGGAGUGGAGGAAGGGUCGGGUGCUGCUGAAGGCUGGUGGGAAGUACGAGAUGAAACAGGAUGGAUGUGAACUGCAGCUGCGUAUACGAGACGUCGGCCCUCAGGACAAGGGAGACUACACAUGCUCGGCAGGAGACUUGCAAACUACUGGCAUUGUCAAAGUAAAAGAGCAUCCUCUGUUCUUCCGAGAGGAGCUUCAAAGCCAGAGGGUCGAGGAGGGCCAGCCAGUGCUCCUGUGCUGCGAGCUCUCUAAGUCUGGCGUGCCAGCAGAAUGGAGGAAGGGUCGGGUUCUGCUAAAAGCUGGCGGGAAAUACGAGAUGAAGCACGAUGGAUGUGAACUGCAGCUGCGUAUCAAUGAUGUCGGCCCCCAGGACAAGGGAGAGUACACUUGUGCUGCUGGGGAUCAGCAAACUUCAGCCAUAUUGAGAGUAAAAGAAAAACCUUUAUUCUUCCAGGAGGAGCUUCAGAGUCAGGAGGUUGAGGAGGGCGACACAGUCCUGCUGUGCUGUGAGCUCUCCAAAGCUGGCGUGCCGGUGGAGUGGAGGAAGGGUCGGGUGCUGCUGAAGGCUGGUGGGAAGUACGAGAUGAAACAGGAUGGAUGUGAACUGCAGCUGCGUAUACGAGACGUCGGCCCUCAGGACAAGGGAGAGUACAUGUGUUGCGCUGGAGAUCAGCAAACCUCGGCCACCUUGAGAGUUAAAGAGCACCCUAUUUACUUUCAAAAAGAGCUUCAGAGUCAGGAGGUUGAGGAGGGCGACACAGUCCUGCUGUGCUGUGAGCUCUCCAAAGCUGGCGUGCCGGUGGAGUGGAGGAAGGGUCGGGUGCUGCUGAAGGCUGGUGGGAAGUACGAGAUGAAACAGGAUGGAUGUGAACUGCAGCUGUGUAUCAGUGACGUUAGUCCUCAGGACAAGGGGGAGUAUAAAUGCUCAGUUGGUGACCAGCAGUCCACUGCAUCGGUCAAAGUGAAAGAGCACCCUCUUUACUUUGAAAAAGAGCUUCAGAGUCAGGAGGUUGAGGAGGGCGACGCAGUCCUGCUGUGCUGUGAGCUCUCCAUAGCUGGCGUGCCGGUGGAGUGGAGGAAGGGUCGGGUGCUGCUGAAGGCUGGUGGGAAGUAUGAGAUGAAACAGGAUGGAUGUGAACUGCAGCUGCGUAUACGAGACGUCGGCCCUCAGGACAAGGGAGAGUACAUGUGUUGCGCUGGUGACCAGAGGACAACAGCUUCUGUCACAGUGAAAGAGCAACCACUCUUCUUCCAAGAGGAGCUUCAGAGUCAGGAGGUUGAGGAGGGCGACACAGUCCUGCUGUGCUGUGAGCUCUCCAAAGCUGGCGUGCCGGUGGAGUGGAGGAAGGGUCGGGUGCUGCUGAAGGCUGGAGGGAAGUACGAGAUGAAACAGGAUGGAUGUGAACUGCAGCUGCGUAUACGAGACGUCAGUCCUCAGGACAAGGGAGACUACACAUGUUCAGCUGGUGACCAGAAAACUUCAGCUUCAGUAGCAGUCAAAGAAUACCCCCUCUUCUUCCAAAAAGAGCUGGAAAGCCAGGCAGUGAAAGAGGGUGAGACAGUCUUCCUGAACUGUGAACUCUCCAAACCGGGAGUCCAAGUGCAGUGGAGGAAGGGUCGUGUUACACUUAGGCCUGGUGGCAAGUAUGAGAUGAAGCACAUCGACUGUGAGGUGCAGCUACGUAUCCAUGAUGUCAGCCCUCAGGAUCAGGGAGACUACAUGUGUUCAGCGGACAGUCAGCAGACCACAGCCUUUGUCCAAGUAAAAGAGGUUCCCCUGGUGUUCCAAAAGGAACUAGAAGAUCAAGAGGCAGAGGAGGGCGACACUAUUGUUAUGUGCUGUGAAAUCUCAAAGCUUGGAGUUGCAGUGCAGUGGAAGAAGGGAAAUGUCUCUCUUAGAUCCGGCUUAAAGUAUACAAUUAAGCAAGAUGGCUGUCAACUGGAGCUGCAGAUUUCAAACAUUAACCCACAGGAUAAAGGACAGUAUACAUGCUCUGCUGGAUCUAUCCAGACCACAGCUUCUGUGAGAGUGAAAGAAGUCAGGCCCGUUCCUAAAGAUGAACCAACACCUCAAACUGCCAAAGCUGCAGUUUCUAGUGUGCACAGUGUUGAUGGUGUAAAUAAAGAUCUUAGGAAAAAAACCUUACCGACACAAAAUGUGGAGAAUGACACUGUAUCAAAGGUCAAGGGAAAUAACAGUUCAGAAGAAAAACUAGGCCCUCAGAGGCCCAUCAAGUCUGUUGAGCGGAGCCAGAGCCAAAGUUCUGUCAACACUGAGGACAAGAGGGUUGUCCAGCAGACAGAGUCUAUCAAAGAGACAGCGAAGAGCAUGGAACAACUGCCAAUUCCUCCAACGAGGCGAAGGAGUCUCAGACCUACUACAGAUGUUCAAAAUGAAGAAUCAGUAAUCACUUCCACAACCAAGCCAGAGGGCGUUGUGCUUGAGGACGCUGAUGCAACACAGAAAAACAAAGGUGUGGUGAGCUUAUCUGUAGUUGAAUCUGUGGCUUCUAUUCAGAAGACGAAGGGGCAGCUCAAAACUCCAACUAAGGUGACCAAACAGGACAGUACCAUUCAGAAAAAAGCUGAACCCACCACAAAAAUAACUGAAGUCGCAAAAGCUAAUGAAGAACCCGUCAACACAGAUAGGAAGGAUGUGAAAGAAGUCAUUGCCCCUGUCAGGAAAAGAAGGAUGUCUGGACAAGUAUCACAAGAGGUCCCAGGAGAAACUCAGAUCCAGAGAAAUGAAGAAGGUAUCAAAAUAACACAGAAACCCCCAGCGGAAUUGAAUGCCACAGUGCAAAAUGAAGAUGAAUCCAUGAAAAUUCCAGAAAAACCUUUGGAAGGUGAGGUCCCUGUUCAGAAGAAAAAUGAGCUUGUUAAAUCAACAACUGAAUUGUCAGAGGUGCCCGCCGCUCCUGUUAGGAAGCGCAGAGGAUCGGUUGCAUCAGUGACACCCCAUGUUCAACAAACAGCUUUGUUUGUGGGUGAAAAAUCCACAGCAGCUACCAAAAUGCCUGUGGAUGAAUCCAUAGCUACUAUGCAGAAAGACAAGGAACCCACAGCCGAGCCUAGAACAGCACCCAGAGCUGCUACCCAUGAUAAUGUAGAACAGUCUUCCUCACAGAAGCGCAAGGAACCUAUCAAAACCUUGAGAAGAGCUGAUGAGGAAUCCAAUUCUUUGGUUAAGAAAAAUGAAGAUGUCAAAACAUUAGCAGGCACACAACCUGACAAGCAGGCAACAGUAUUAAAAGGAAAACCGAUCAUUGCUGUAGAGGAGCAAAAGGAACCCAUGAAAGUUUCUCCACAAAAGGGCGAGGCUGUUCAGAGGAAUGGAGAACCACCCAAGCCUGGAAGAUUACUUAAAGAGGAACCCAUUUCAACUGUCCAGAAGAAAACAGAACAGAUCAAAGCAGCAACAGUAUCUGUGGAUGAAGCUAUUACUGCCACACAAAAAAGCAAAGAACCUAUCAAAAUGUCAAAAUCCGCGGAGGAAUCGGCAUCUGAACAAACUAUUGAACCUGCAAAGGUGCCAAACAAGAAACCCAUUGCUCCUUUACGGAAAUCACGCUCAACAUUAUCUGUGAAUGAACAAACGGAGGAAUGUCAGACAAACAAAGAACCUAUUAAACGGUCGGAAUCGGAAUCUGAAAAAACUAUUGAACCUGCAAAGGUACCAAACAAGAAACCCAUUGCUCCUUUACGGAAAUCACGCUCAACAUUAUCUGUGAAUGAACAAACGGAGGAAUGUCAGACGAACAAAGAACCUAUUAAAUGGUCGGAAUCGGAAUCUGAAAAAACUAUUGAAUCGGCAAAGGUACCUAACAAGAAACCCACUGCUCCUUUACGGAAAUCACGCUCAACAUUAUCUGUGGAUGAACAAAUGGGGGAAUGUCAGACAAGCAAAGAACCUAUCAAACAAUCGGGAUUGGAAUCUGAAAAAAAUAUUGAACCUGCAACAGUACCUAACAAGAAACCCAUCGUUCCUUUACGGAAAUCACGCUCAACAUUAUCUGUGAAUGAACAAAUGGAGGAAUGUCAGACACAAAAAGAAUCUAUCAAACAAUCAGAAUUAGAACCUAAACAAACUAUUGAACAUGCAAUAGUACCUAACAAGAAACCCAUUGCUCCUUCACAGAAAUCACACUCAACAUUAUCUGUGAAUGAACAAGUGGAGGAAUGUCAAAGAAACAAAGGACCUAUCAACCAAUCAGAAUCAGAAUCUGCAAAAACUGUUGAACCUGCAAUAGUACCUAACAAGAAACCCAUUGCUCCUUUACGGAAAUCACGAUCAACAUUAUCUGUGAAUGAACAAGUGGAGGAAUGUCAGAGAAACAAAGAACCUAUCAACCAAUCAGAAUCGGAAUCUGCAAAAACUAUUGAACCUGCAAUAGUACCUAACAAGAAACCCAUUGCUCCUUUACGGAAAUCACGAUCAACAUUAUCUGUGAAUGAACAAAUGGAGGAAUGUCAGACUAAGAAAGAACCUAUCAAACAAUCAGAAUCAGAAUCUGAAAAAACUAUUGAACCUGCAACAGUACCUAACAAGAAACCCAUCGCUCCUUUACGGAAAUCACACUCAACAUUAUCUGUGAAUGAACAAAUGGAGGAAUGUCAGACUAACAAAGAACCUAUCAAACAUCUAGCAAGAGAUACAGUAGAAUCCACCCGAUCUGUUCAGACCGACAGACACCCCAACAAAAUUGCACCAACGUUAAAGGACAAACCCUCUAUUUCUUCAGAGAAAAAGGUGGAACCUAAGCAGUCAACAGCACCUAAUGAAGAGCCCAUUUCGUCAGAGCAGAAAAAAGCAGAACGUAUCAGAGCUGCAACAUCAUCUGUGGAGGAAAUUCCUCCUGCUCAGCAAAACAAAGAACCUUUACAAGAAUUGGUAAAAGAUAUUCAACAAUCCAUUUCUCCAACUCAGAGUAAAAUAGAAUCCAGCAAACUUGCAACAACACUAAAUGAACCCAGCAUUCCUGUACAGUCUGUGCUGGAGGAGACCAUAAAAACCACAGCAAGACAUGCAGAGGGAAUGGCUGUUCCUGACCAGCGGAAUAGAGAGCCCACCCAACCUGGAAGAGCAGCCACAGAGGAAUCCAUUAGUCUUAUUCAGAUUAACACAGAUGAUGCCAAAGCAUCUGUGCAGGAAUCUCUCACUCUCACAGACAAAAGCAAGGGUCUUAUCAAACUUACUACACAAAAAGCCUUAGAUGAACCCUUGAUCUCUGAACAGGUCAGCAAACAAGACAUUGCCAUUUCAGGACACAAGGAGGAAACACUUAUUAGUCCUCAAGAGAAAUCAGCAGAAGAACAAGAAGCCCCAGUUAUAGACAUAAACAUAGAGGAUGAACCAGAGAUGCUGGAAGCAGCCAUCAAAAUCCAAGCAGCAUUCAAGGGCUACAAGACCCGCAAGGACAUGCGGCCUGUCUUCAAAGAGGUAUUCAAAAACCAAAGUGUGGAAAUUACUGGCACUAUUCGUCUUCAGUGUGUUGUGGAGGGUAAGCUGAGUUCAGUACGAUGGCUAAAAGAUGGCGACGAGAUAAGAUCUAGCACACGCUUUCAUAUCAAGAAGCAAAAUGAUGGUUCCUGCUCAUUGACCGUUGACAAUGUCACUCAGAAGGACACAGGAAUAUACACAUGUGAAGCUGUAAAUACAUUUGGUACCAUCAGCUACAAUGGAAACGUAACAGUAACAGAAGAAGAGACCUCUGCAAAGGCUCCUCCACAACUUCCACCAAAACCAGCUUCUGUCUUAGUGUCUGUGAAAGAUAGACCGGAAACCUUAAAACUGAAAGGGGACUCCUUGCGGCAGGUGUAUGAUCUCCCAAAGGUUGAGGAGCAUGUUGCAACCAAAGAGAAGCGUAGAAGUCUGAUAUCAGUAAGCUCUGUGUCCUGUGCAUCUGACUAUGAUACAGCACCAGAUGGAAUAGAAUCCCUUUCCGACUUUGGUUCUGGAGACUACCUUUCCCCAAUAGAAACAGAUCUGGAAAAGGCACCCAUGGAAAGUGAGCCACCUCAAACCACAGAGGAACCAGAAAUAAUCACUCUUGAAUCUCAGAAAUCUUCCACACAACUUCAAGUGACAACGGGCAGUUUACCAAUGAGCAGGACCCCCUCACCGAAGUAUUCACCUUCACGUAAACCAUCUACCGCGGAAUCACUCUCAGAAUCAGAAGGAGAUGAAGACAGAGGAGAGAUAUUUGAUAUCUAUGUGGCCAAGUGUGACUGCAACCCCACUGGAGGAAGCACGGAGGCAUUUGUGCUGAAAGAGGGACAGUAUGUGGAGGUGCUGGACUCUGUGCAUCCCAUACGCUGGCUGGUGCGUACCAAGCCCACCAAGACCACUCCAGCUCGUCAAGGCUGGGUGUCUCCGGCCUACCUGGAAAAGAAGGGGCGGGAACCAUUUUCUCUGGCAUUUGAGUCACUGUCUGCGAGAGUGGGAAAAGAACCCACCAGUGAGGAAUUUAAGAACACUGUGAGUGAGUUGGCCCAGGGUCUUCUGAGUGGGGAGGAGGAGUUUGUGAGGGAGCUGGGCUUCCUGGUAUCCCACCACCUGCGCUACCUGGAGACCAACCCCAAGGUGCCGCUCACCAUCUUCAGCCAGAAGGAGUACAUCUUUCGCAACAUCAAAGACAUCACAAACUUCCAUGAGAGGUCCAUUCUUCCUAAGUUGCAGAACUGCUCCACAGAUGAUGACGUGGCCAUGUGCUUUGUGAGCCAAGCCUCUGACUUUGAGAAGUACCUUCAGUACAUGGUUGGCCAAUCCCAGGCAGAGGCUUGCCUCAAUGACAAGAACACGCAACACUUCUUCCAGAAAUAUGAGGAGAUUCAGCUGGCUCAUGUGGAAUCUGAAGUGCUUAGUGUCAGUACGUAUUUACAGAGGCCGUUGGAGCGAGUGGAGACCUACAAGGCCCUGCUGAAGGAGCUCAUUAGGAACAAGGCCAAAUUUGGUCGUAACUGUGCUCUGCUGGAGGAUGCCUUCUCUGUGGUGUCCAGUCUGCCGUGGCGUGCUGAGAACAUGGAGCAAGUGGCUAUGAUCGAGAACUACCCUGCCCCUCUCAGCGGACUUGGAGAGCCCAUACGGCAGGGUCCAUUCACAGUGUGGGAGGAGUCACCUGGAACGAAGCUGUCAUUCCGUGGUCAGCAACGUCACGUCUUUCUCUUCAAAGAUUGUGUCAUCUUCUGCAAGCUCAAGAAAGACCCUGACACACACAAUGACACCUACAUAUUUAAAAGCAAGAUGAAGCUGGCUGACAUCGAGGUGAAGGAGGCUGUGGAGGGGGACGAGCGGGCGUGGGGGUUGUGGCACGAGCACCGUGGCACCGUGCGUAAGAUCACCUUGCAGUCGCGCUCCGUCCUCCUCAAGCUGUCCUGGCUCAAGGACCUCAGGGACCUGCGACAACGCAGCUGUCUGACCUCUCGCUGUGCACCUCACUUCGAAGCACUGCUGGGUGACUGCACCACCAAACUGGGCCAGACGAUCAAACUAUCCUGCAAGGUCACAGGCUCUCCUAGGCCAGUGGUCACCUGGUUCAAAGACGGCCUGUCUCUGGAGAUGGACGAGCAGCACAUCAUCUCGGAGAGCAACACGGGCACCUGCUGCCUGGUACUAACAGGGUUAACCAUGGCCGACUCGGGCCAGUACAUUUGCUACGCCUCCAGCAGCAUGGGAAACGCUAGCACCAUGGCCAAGAUCAUAGUGGACGUACCUCCCAGCUUCAAGAUUAAACUUCAGACUCUCCAGCUGGAUAUUGGGAAAGACAUGCAGUUCAAGUGCUCUACGCUCUGCAAUCCUUUACCUAGAAUCAGGUGGUUCAGAAACAGUAAGUUGUUGGAGAGCCAUAAGAAGUACCAGAUUGACUCCGACCCUCAGACUGGCCUGUUGACUCUCACUAUAAAGAGGGCUGGGAAAGUAGACCUGGGCACUUAUGAAUGCGAGCUGUGGAAUAAGCUGGGAAGUGCCAAAUGCAAAGCUGAGCUUAUGCGUGUCCCGACCACCCCCACGGAAAUACCACUGGAGAGAGACCUCCCUGUGUCCGUCAAAGAGCCAGAGGCCGAGGCUGAGACCUGGUCCACUUCCCUGGUGAAGAACUGGCUUCAGAUGUUCUUUCAGCCCGCCCCUGAACCGGCCACUGCAAGCACGGCUGGAACUAAGCAGAAGGAACUCCCCCAAGCUGCACCGAAGCCUACACUGAAGAAGACUGAUCCUGGUCCAAAGCAGGAAGAGCUGGUUCAUGAGGAGGAAGAGGACGCAGAGACAGAUCCCCCAUCCAUCCAGGUGCCUAUGGAGGAUCAGUGUGUCAAACUGGGGCAUCCGGCCACUCUCUCCACCAUCAUCACAGGGCAGCCUCUGCCAGAGGUGUACUGGCUGAAGGACGGACUGGAGGUGGUGCCCAGUGAGAAUGUGGAGAUGGAGUACUUUGGGGCGCGCUGCUCGCUGAGCCUGCAGUGCGUGACCCUGGAGGACUGCGGCACCUACACCUGUGAAGCGGAGAACAGCACCGGGCACGUCUCCUGCAACGCCCAGCUCAUGGUGGAGUCCCAAGCUCCAGAGGUGGGGACACCAGAAGAGAUGGAGGUGGAACUUGGCAGACGGAAGCUACUGUCAGUCUAUGAGGUCCAUGAUGAGAUGGGAAGGGGCACGUUUGGUGUGGUGAAGAAAGUGUCUCACAGGGCGACGGGGGAGAUGUUUGCUGCCAAGUUUCUGCCCCUGAGGAGCAGCACCAGAACCAGGGCCUUCCAGGAGAGGGACCUGCUCUCACGCCUUGCCCACUCCAGGGUGGCCUGCCUCCUGGACUUCUUCUGCACCAGACGCACCCUGGUUCUGGUCACAGAAAUGUGUUCCUCACAAGACCUUCUAGAUCAUUUGUUACUGAAAGGCUCUGUGAAAGAAAUGGAGGUUCAGAUGUUUAUUCGUCAGAUUUUGGAGGGCCUUGCUCAUAUCCACAGUCUCAACAUCCUCCAUUUGGACCUCAAAACUGACAACAUCCUGAUGGUGUCUCCAGCCAAAGAGGAGGUGAAGAUCUGUGAUUUUGGCUUCUGCCAGGAGAUUGACACCUCCAGGCACCAGUACAGCAAGUUUGGAACCCCGGAGUUCGUGGCUCCAGAGAUUGUCCACCAGGAACCAGUCACAAUGGGAACUGACAUCUGGUCCCUGGGUGUUGUGGCUUAUUUAUGUCUGACGUGCCACUGCCCGUUUUUCGGGGAUAAUGAUCGUGCGACCCUGAUGCGGGUUGCCGAGGGAUCGCUGUUUUGGGACACCCCUGAGGUCACCUGCAGAAGCCAGGAGGCCCAGGACUUCCUCCACAAAGUCCUACAGCCACUCCCAGAAGUGCGUCCAUCAGCCUCCCAGUGCUUAGCACACCAGUGGUUCCAGGGUCAGUAUGAGGAACCCGGGAGCAUUAACACAAAGAAUUUGAAAUCUUUCAUUGCAAGGAGAAAAUGGCAGCACUCCCUGACGUGCGUGGGCUCGGUGCUCACCCUGCGGCCCAUCCCAGACCUGCUGGACGCCCCGCCUGAGGAGGUGUCCAUCACGGCCCCCCGGGAGCCCCACGAGCCCAGCAGCACCUCCCUCAGCAGCGCCUCCUCCUCCGAAUACGACGACGCAGACGUCUGGGAGUGCUUCCAUCACUUCAACCCCGAAGAUGAGGACGACUGGGAUGAAGAGGAGGAGGAAGAGGAAGAAGAGGAGGAACUGGAAGAGGAGGAAGAGGAGGAGGAGUUUGAGCUGCCUCAGGUGAAGUUGGCGGAGACUACAGGUAGGGGCAGAACGCUGCAGGAGAUGGGUCGUACCCGGGUGGACGAGGAGGACUCGAUGCUGGAGAGAGGAGGUCUUCAGCGGGGAGCCCUGGUGUUCCCUACUAGCAAGCCUAAGGACCAGGAGCAGCAGCCUGAUGGUGGGCGGAGCAGCCCGUCGCUCUACCUCUCUGAGGGGGAAGAGAGCAGAGAGCUGCAUUCUCCUGCCCCUGCUCAACAACCAGAGCGCUUGAUCAUCCCUCGGAACCGUCUGAUCCGCAGCAUGUUCCACAGCAGCUCGCACCAGCUCUCGCCCAUGUCAGCCCGACACAUGUUGAGCCACAAGCCGCACACAGCGCGCAAGCAGGAGCGCGGACGCAAGCCGCUCCGGUCGAGCCUCUCCGGCCGCCUCAACGAGCCACUCAUAGAGUACGUGGAGGACGCGCCCGAGAAUGGAGGUGGUGGGGCUGGAGGAGCUGGCAGUGGUGGAGGAGGAGGAGGUCAGAGAAGGGGCUCGGGGCAAAACACCAUGCUCAAGUCCUGCUCAUUUGAUAGCGGCGUCAGCCUCAUCCACCCGCUCUCUGCCCAGCGAAGGAGCAGGUCCCUAGACGAGUCCACCAGGAGGACUCCACUGCGGGAGCCAGGGGAGGAAGAAGAAGAGGAGGAGGGGGAGGUAGAAGAGGAGGUGGAGGAGGAGGUGCAGGCAUUGUUCAGGCAUAAGGGUAUGUCGACAGAUGAGGAGGAAAUAGGGGUGGAACAUGCCCAGGAGAGCUCAUCUCCAAAGCAAGUGGCCACUAGAGACAGGAGGCAGAGCGUGGUAGCACCGGCUACCAGCGAUAGGAGGCAAAGUAUAGUGGCGGCACUACCAGCAACCACCAGUGAGAGGAGGCAGAGUGUGGUAGCUGUGCCACCAGCGGCUACCAGUGACAGAAGGCAGAGUAUAGUCGCCGAAGUGAAGCCCAGGACUCAAGGGGUAGAUGAGAGGGAGGCGGUCGUUGAAGCUGCCCCAGAGAGCCGACCUCUGGUUCCCCCACCCAGGAGGCGAAGAGGGUCCAGACGUCCCUCAGAGGGAGAGAACCUUGGCAGUUCCCAGACCUCUCUUGCCGAGUCUUACACUCUAGACUCUGAGGCGUCCAGCAGAAUGGGUUCCACUGAGGACUUCUCAGCUGCUGCCACUGGUCUCGCUGGUCUUCCCAGGAGAGAGCAGAGGCCCUUGUCUGCAAUGGCCUCGUCUUACCUGCACACUUCGGACGAGGAGGACGGUCAUAAACGGCAACCCCCGACCCCACCAAGCCGGAGAUACGGGUCCAGGCUUAGCCUGCAAAUAGAGAGGGGUGACCUGUCCCUUAAACGCAGUCCCUCGCGCCUCUCGGACCAGGUUCCCAGCAUGCCCGCAACGCCAGGUCCUCCAGAGGUGCUCCAGAGGCACGCUUCAGCCCCAGCCCUGGAGGUCAAGCAACCCAGUGGGAAGUCUCCAAAGAUCGGCCUCAUGAAGCUGUUUCGCAGGCAGUCCUGGACCGGACUGUCGUCCUCCCAGCCUGAUGUUGGUGGUGGUGGUGGUGGUGGAGGUGGUGGAGGGGAGAGGAAGCAGAAGAAAGAGAAGGAGGCCUCUGUGACCUCGCCGUCCAAAAGCCCAAUGCUGACCCUGAAGAAGAAGAUGAGAUCCUCAGCUUCAAAUCUUACCAAACUCUUCACCAAGCAGACCAGUAAGGAGGAGAAGUCCAAGAGUGGUCCCAUCUAUAAAGGUCCUCCUCCAGUGUCCCCACAGAGGGCUCGCUCUCCUCUCGGCUCUGCCCCAACGCUAAGCUCAAGCAGCCCACAGAAGAAAACCCCCAAGCAAUUCUUCCAAGCCCUCCCAUCUCCCCAAGCGCUUAUCCCACCUGCUUUCAAGAAAAUCAAAGAGGUGACUGUCCGCCCGUCCAGACCAGACGUGCACCAGCUGGCAGGAGGGGGCGUGCUGCUGGUUUGGAGACCCGUCAAGUGCAGCGAGUCCUUCACCUACUGCUUACAGUACAGCACUGCAGGUGGAGUGGUGGAGUGGAAGCUGCUGGCGGAGGAUGUGGCUGACAGCUGCUACACGGUCAACUCCCUCCCCAAGGGCCCGGGCUACGUCUUCCGCGUCGCCUGCGUCACCAAAACAGGAGCGGGUCCCUUCAGUGACCCCACCGUGCUGGCCUACAUGGCUAUCCACCAUGAAGACUCCCACAUUCCUCUUAUUCAAAAGGAAUCCCUGAGGUCAAAGGUCAUUGUGACAGGGGGGCAGGGCCCCCAUAAGAUCUACUCUUUCCUCUCAGAGAUCAACAGGGGCCGCUUCAGUGUGGUGGCCCAGUGUCGGGAGGAGCAGAGCCAGCAGUACCUGGCAGGCAAGAUCACCCCGUACCGGCCCGAGCAGCGGCAGCUGGUGCUGAGGGAGUACCAGCUGCUCAAGAGGCUCAACCACCCCCACCUGGUGCAGCUCCACUCGGCCCUCAUCAGCCCCGACUACCUGGUGCUGCUGGAGGAGCUGUGUGCCGGACGGGAGCUCCUCUACAACCUGGCCGAGAGGGAGGCGUAUGCGGAGGUGGAUGUGAGUGAGCUCCUGGACCAGAUCCUGAGCGCCGUCGACUACCUGCACAGCCGCCGCAUGAUGCAUCUGGACCUCAAGUCCGACAACAUGCUGGUCACCGACGGCAACGUGGUGAAACUGGUGGACCUGGGAUCGGCACAGCUCUACACGCCAGGCCAGGCCGUCAAAUUGGAGCACCUCAAGGAGCUGAGUGAGAACAAGGUUUACAUUGUCCUUCCCAAAGCUCCUGAAAUCUUGGAAGGCCAAGGCGUUGGGCCCGAGACGGAUAUCUGGGCGAUUGGGGUGUUGGCGUUCAUCAUGCUGAGUGCCGACAGCCCAUUCCAGGCGGACCUGAACUUCGAGAGGGACCGCAACAUCAAGAAGGGCAAGAUCCAGUUUGGCCGCUGCUACCCGGGCCUGUCAGAGGGAGCCGUUAACUUCAUGAAGUCCACACUCAACAACAAGGCCUGGGGGAGGCCCUCGGCUGGGGAGUGUCUGCAGAGUGCUUGGAUCCGGGGGGAGCCGCGCGCCGCUGCCAGGUCCCCUGACUCCAUGGUCUGCUUCUCCACUGACAAGCUGCAGGCCUUCCUUCAAGAGCGAGAGGCCAAGCGCGACCACAUACGCACCAAGGCCAAGGUCCCCCUCCUGCCCUAGGCCACUGGGCCAAGGGGGGUGGUGGCCUGCUAAACUAUAGCCACUCCUAACCUACUUACAGUAUAUUUUGCGCUGAGGGUCUGGGUUCGGUUCUGUUGACAUGUUUUUACAGAACAUUGACAUUGUAUGUCUGUGGGAAUGGGUAAAAUCUAUGGUAGCCAAUCAGCGAAUAGAAGUAUUUGUGAAUGGUGGUCCCAAUGGUAAAAAAAUGGUGUUGUACUACAUUAUAAAAACUACUUUAUAAAAACACACUGUCCCCUUUAUAGUAUGGCCAACAUUAUGCGGACCCAUGUUCGAGUCUGGCUUUGUUCAUUUCCAAAACCUACCCCAAAUCUCCAUCUUAACAGUCAUGUAUGUAAAAAAAGGCAAAAAGAAAAUUCCAGAACACUUUUUUUUUAAUCCAGAGAUUUGGUGAAAGCAUAUGAAAUCGUUUUGAACCUCUGCAGAGUCUACUUCUCCAACAAGAAUAUGUUUUCAUACAGUAAAAAGCCAGGCCCUCUACCCAAAUUAAGUGUAGUACAAGGGGGAAUGGUUUAGCAGGCUGCCCGAGGGGGAGCCCUGAUGUCAAUUGUCAAAAGUGUUCAAAUGUGAAAAUGUGAAUCUUUUGUGUGAAAACUUUGAAAGAUUUUUGCUAUUUGUCUUUUUAAUGCUGCUGUCUUUCAAACAUGGCCUUAGUAUGUAAUAAAGUACUGUACAGUUGUAAGAUGAUUUCACAAUGGUCACAAUUGUCAGUAACAUGCAAAUGUUUAGGUGUGAUCAAGUGCCAAAUGAUUUUAAGAGUGACUGAUUGAAAACUGCCACAAUAUUGUCCCUGGUUUAAAAUAAAUGUUAUGUAGUUACACAAUCGAAAGGUCAAAUCUUGGACAGCAACAUGGUUUAAUUUAUUUAAUUAAAAUGAAUGUUUUAUGAAUAAUUUUGUGUUGCUCUGGAAUGUAAGGUUAGUUUGAAAUAAUGUUUUCAAAUGGUCUUACUGUAAGAAUACAUGCUAUUAAUAGAAGAGUUUGUAUUAAAUUAUAACUAUGACUCUUAUAAAUUGCCUUUUGUGAUAUCAGGGAUUAUCAUAAAUUAACAAGACAUCAACUGCAUGGAGGCAAUAUCUGUUUGCUGUAGAGUUUCUGCUUGUUUUUCAUGUUGUUUAAUUUCUUUCCUUUACAUUUCGGAAUGAUGGAAAUGUGUUGUUUUGAAAUAGUUUGGUGCACUGACUAAACUUGUUCUCCAAUAAAGAGUUGCUUG